Messenger RNA from Pseudonaja textilis, 3114 nucleotides. The record is from RefSeq and is a predicted model, not a curated record. NCBI's taxonomy places the organism in Eukaryota, Metazoa, Chordata, Lepidosauria, Squamata, Elapidae.
AUGAGCGCAGACUUGGACCGUCUCUCGGUGGGUUCGCGCGCCUCCAGCGCUUCUUCCUCCUCGCCUUCCUUGGACGGGGCGGGCAAGGGGGCCGCGGGACAGGCCGGGCUCAGGAGCGGGGGGCCCGGAUCCGGCAUCCGGCUGCUGUCGGCCAACGUGCGGAAGCUCCACGGGGCACUCAACCUGCUGCUGAGCGAAGGCGAGCGGGAGCAGUUCGUGCAUUGCCUUAACGUUUACCACUGUCGCCGGAAUGUCUACGACUUGGUGCAGACGCUCAAAGUCUUGCUGGACAGCCCAGAGAAGAGGCAGCUGCUGCCCAUGUUGCGCCUGGUCAUCCCUCGCUCGGACCAGCUUCUCUUCGACCAGUACACCUCGGAGGGGCUCUACUUAAAGGCGGACUUCUUGCCCAUCGCUGGGCCAGGGUACGAUGGGGCCGGGCCAGGAGAGGUCAGGCGGAUGACUCUCAAGAGGCAGAAGGCUCAGGAAGGGUUGGGUUUCAGCAUCCGAGGGGGCUCCGAGCACAACGUUGGCAUCUACGUCUCCCUGGUGGAGCCGGGCUCCUUGGCGGAUAAAGAAGGCCUUCGGGUGGGAGACCGGAUCUUGAAGGUCAACGACAAGCCGCUGGACAAGGUGACCCAUGCUGAAGCCGUCAAGGCCCUCAAGGGAUCCAAGAAGCUGAACCUGACUGUCCAUUCGGUGGGUCGCAUCCCUGGCGGCUACAGAACCAACCACAUCUACACCUGGGUGGACCCCCAAGGACGAAGCAUCUCUCCCCCGGUCGGCCUGAUCCAGCAUCAGAGCAGCUCCCUGGGCAAGGAGAGCGAGAAAAGAAGCCACCUCCAACUUCUGCAAGAAGGCGAUGAGAAAAAGGUUAACCUUGUUUUGGAUGAAGGACGAUCUCUGGGCCUCAUGAUUCGAGGCGGGUCUGAAUACGCCCUCGGGAUUUACAUCACGGGGGUGGACAAGGGUUCGGAAGCAGAAAACACUGGCUUGAAAGUUGGAGACCAGAUUCUGGAGGUCAACGGGCGAAGCUUCCUCAGCAUUUCCCACGACGAGGCCGUCAACCUCCUCAAGUCCUCCCGCCAUCUCAUCAUGACCGUCAAAGACGUGGGAAGGCUACCUCAUGCCCGGGCCACAGUGGAUGAGACCAAGUGGAUCACCAGCUCCCAGAUGGGAGAAACGAUGAUCAAUUCUGCAGGGGCCUCUGACGAUCCCAUAGGGGAGAUGACAACAAAGCCAUCCUUCUAUAAAGGUCUUACAGGAUCUCAAGUAACGUUGAGUAGCUUGGUGAACCAAAGCCGAGUGAUGCUGGAGGAACACGCACGCCACCUCCUGAAUGAACCCGAGAGGACCACCAUGGCUUACUACCUGGAUGAAUAUAAGGAGAAGAACAUCUCGAUUGAUUCCCUCAUCAUGGCUCUCUUUGAACUGCUCAACACCCAUGCCAAGUUCUCCCUCCUGUCGGAGGUCAGAGGGGUGAUAGCUCCACAAGACCUGGACCAUUUUGACAACUUGGUUCUUAAGAGGGAAAUAGAAUUUAUGAAGGCCCGGCAGCCUUCCGGGACAGGAACCGACUGUUACUCUACUACAACCUCUUACAGCGAUUCUGCCUCGUGUACCGAAAGCCAUUUUACAUCCACCACGGCUAGUUCAGCUCGGGAGAGACUCUUGUGGCUGAUUGAUUUGAUGGAGAAUUCUUCCGAUGGGGGGAGGAGUGAAAGCCAAAGCAGGAUCAACGCCUUACCUGACAUCUCCCUGGAUGAUGUCUCCUCUUUCUACGAAGAACUUCCAGCUUUUAGGGCCUCAUCUCCGGCUCCUUCCUCUCAGUCACGGCCAGAUCCUUCAGACCAAGUGCACAAACCCAGUUUGGGGUCGUCUGAAUCUUCCCAGUCGGGGCUGUUCUUCAUGGCCCCUCAAGGCCUCUCCGAGAAGGACACCCACAGCCUCGCCUCCAACUCCACGGAGGACUCGGCCUCCAGCUCCAUCUACGCGUCCAUCUCUCCAGCGACUCGUGUUUCGAGGAAGCCCCUGGAGGCCCGGCUGUUGACAGUCCACCAGCACCCCAUGCUACCUUUCCCUCGGAUCCAGUCACCCACCCGGUUGAAACAGCCUUCCCCGGAGGCUGCUGGCACAGCCCCAAGCUCCCCUACCCGCCCAGCGGCUUCCCCUCCCAGAGAGAAGCGGGGUUUUGAAGUGGGGAACACGCAGCACUUUAUCAUGGUUGAAGUUCAUCGGCCGAAUAGCGAACCGGAUGUGAAUGAAGUCAAGCCAUUGCCUCAUGCUAGAGCCUCCACGCUCUCCCAGCUCUCGGCCAGCGGGCAGACGCUGAGCGAAGACAGCGGCGUCGAUCUGGGGGAAGCGGAGCUGAGCACCAGCAGGGAGAGGACUCAGCGGCUGCAGGGCCUGCCUCCGGCACAAACACCCCAGGGAGUCCCCCGAGCGGGCAGAGCGGUAGAGGCAGGACCCAAACCGCCAGGCCUCCGGGAGCCAACUUCUCAUCUAGUCCGGGUGUUGAAGAGCGCCCCGACCUUGGGCAUAGCCAUCGAAGGGGGUGCGAACACGCGACAGCCCCUGCCCAGGAUCGUCACGAUCCAGAAGGGCGGCUCCGCUCACAACUGCGGCCAGUUGAAGGUCGGCCAGGUGAUCUUGGAAAUCAACGGCACGACCCUCUGCGACAAGGAGCACAGGGAAGCCGCUCGCAUCAUCGCCGAGGCUUUCAAGGCGAAGGAGAAGGACUACAUUGAUUUCCUCGUCACAGAAUUCAAUGUUGCACUUUAGGGGGUCUGCGAGACCCCCGAAGCCAAAAGACCAAGAGAUGGGGAGGAAAGAACGGGCUUGCGGGAUGUCUGAGGCAUCUCGUGGCGGGCACACCUGUUCACCCAGGUAGAGCCUACACAGGAUUUCCCGCUGAGGAAACGUGGUGUUGGGUUGACCUCUCCUCAACAUAUUGUCUCUCUGCUAAGUGCCCCCACUUCUAAAGGCUCCCAAAUAGACCUUGAGAAGCCUAUUGUCCUUCUUCCCAGCGACCAUCCUUGACGGAGAGGAGGGGGGGUGGUCAACCUAUUUUCCAAAGCACCUGAAGGCCAGACAAGGAAUAAUGGAUGGAAACUGAUC